Aspergillus affinis is the source of this 1833-nucleotide messenger RNA. RefSeq names its product fungal specific transcription factor domain-containing protein. Lineage: Eukaryota; Fungi; Ascomycota; Eurotiomycetes; Eurotiales; Aspergillaceae. The transcript has 6 exons. The coding region runs from base 1 to 1833 and encodes 610 amino acids. The record is from RefSeq and is a predicted model, not a curated record.
AUGCCACCAGGUGCUCAAAACCCGGGUUUCUAUCCUCAAACAGCGCCUUCUGAUCAAGAUGCGCAAUCCAUUCUUGGCCGGUUAGACCGGAUCGAGGCUGUUUUGGGUAUCAAUAAGGACCGACCUGCUACCUCGUCAAUGAGCGUAGCGUCGGAUCUGGAUGAGGAGGUGAUCGACGUGCCUUUCUAUGACUUAUGGGCAGCGGCAAAACAUUUGAGAGCGAUCACUCGCCCACCACAGGACGACAGCAUUUGGUCACGACCUACGAUCAAGAUAUUAUGGGCCAAGUUUCUUGAUAAUUUGCCCCUGCUGCAUUUUCUGAAAGAUCAAAAUGCCUUCUCCUCCCCUUCACCCCUUCUACUCGCCUCUGUUCUUUACAUAUCUGCACUUCACAGUCCCUCGGCUGAACUCGCAUCACUGGCUGGUGGGUACUUGGUGGCCAUCUGCAGCGCAAUUGCUGAGCUUGUUAUUCCAAGCCCGUUGCCAACCCUCCUGAACUGGUCAAGCGCAAACCUAAGACAGCAUGACCCUUCCAGCAGUAGAGAGGAGCAACACGUUUUCCAAAACAUCCUUGGUUUGAUUAUGGCUAGCCUCUGCUCGGAGGCAUUCGUCGAGACCACGGACAAGUGGAUCGCUAUAGCCUACCGACUUUUGCUUGACCACUGCCCAACUGCUGCAGAAAGCACAGCUCAAGAUUGGCCUGGCUUAUUCUCAGGAAUCCAAGUAAUCGAUAUAGAGCAUGCAUCUAUGCACAUGUGCCAUCCUCUCCUACCAAGACAGCCUCCUACGUCAGCUUUGCAGCAGUUAAACAGCCAUGAAGGGGACGCGUAUCGGGGCCUAACUCAGAUCAUGCACCAUGGACUCAGUCAUUUUGUAAGGCGAGGACUUCCGACCAUCUGGUCCUUCGUGAGCGCAAGGGAACCCGACACACUGCCUUCAGUGCGGGCACCUUUCACCGACGAAGACUCCCAAGUCAUUCGUCUGUGGGCAAAGAAGCUAGACGACUGGCUUGUUCGGUAUAAUGGGACAUCUCAGCCGUCCCCGUCAGACCGACAGGGAAUCGUCAUCCUCCUGCAAUAUCACCUUCACAAACUAUACGUCCUCUCGAUAUAUCAUCCGGCGCGUGGAUUCGAUCUGUCUUCGGCAAACAUAACCCCGGCCGAGAGACAUGAAUUGUUGGUAUCGGCUCGAGCCGUGCUACGGUUACGCCAGGACGACGCUAGCAUCUGGUCGAACUGGGAUCUUAUAAUGAUCACCUGGGCCGCAAUGCUCCUUUUGCGCGGCGUCGAAGACGGCGUCACACACCAAGACGACCUCCGUCUCAUCCAAUCCCACCUCCAAAGCCUCAAACUCAGCCACCCAUCAGCACCAAGCAUCCACGCCAUCCUCGCGGACCGACUCCAAUCGGGGAUCCAAAGCAUGAACACCCCUCCAGACAUAGGGCCCGAAUUAUCCAUCCCCGGUCCGCACGCGGACUAUUCCUGGACCAUCUUCGACCAGGAGAUCAUGCCGCUUGCGAACCCGCCGUGGCUGUUCGAAGGCGCCGCCGCCGCCGCCGCCUCCUUAGCUUCGGUGCCGUCGCAGCUAGCGCAGCAGCAGCAACAAUCACCCAUUCCGUCCGUCGGGUAUACUACACAUGGCAAUUUGGGGACCGGUCAUCAUCAUCAUCAUCAUCAUCCAGCGGCUGCUUUUCCUGCCGCCGGCGAGCACUGGGAACAUCAUCAUACGGCGUCGGCAUCUUCGGUGCGUCCUCCGCAUCCGCCGCCGCAGAGGUUUAAUCGGAUGUUUGGGCCUGAGAAUGUGCCCGGUGAGAGUAAUGACUAUUUGAUGUGA